Limulus polyphemus (Atlantic horseshoe crab) is the source of this 2457-nucleotide messenger RNA. Its product is annotated as protein MEMO1-like. Bases 183 to 1082 code for a protein of 299 amino acids. The record is from RefSeq and is a predicted model, not a curated record. NCBI's taxonomy places the organism in Eukaryota, Metazoa, Arthropoda, Merostomata, Xiphosura, Limulidae. The transcript has 9 exons.
AGAAGAGGAGCAAGUACAAUUUAAUUGUGAGGUUGAUGUUUCCUUUGCUUUGAAGAAAUUGCAGUACAGUACUUUAUUUUACUUCUAAGUCUGUUGAAGCACAACAUUGUGAGAACUACAGUAAUCAAUAUUUGUGUUUUAUCUAACGGGAAAUUCGAUUAGUCGGCAAAAUUGGUUCCGUUAUGUCAGCUGAAAGAUCAGUCCGUAGAGCAACUCACUCGGGAAGCUGGUAUACCGAUUCAGCUCGAGAAUUAAGGUAUCAACUAGAUAACUGGCUGGGUGCUGUGGGGUCGGCUUCUCACUCUCCAGCUAGAGCAAUCAUUGCUCCACAUGCUGGCUACCAGUACUGUGGAGCAUGUGCUGCCUUUGCAUACAGACAAGUUGACCCUUCUAUUGUAAAACGUGUGUUCAUCUUAGGCCCAUCUCAUCAUGUACGGAUUGGUGGUUGUGCUCUUUCACCAGCUAAGGUGUACAGAACCCCUCUCUAUGACCUUCCUAUUGACUCGCAGAUUUAUGAAGACCUCUACAGUACAGGUCACUUUGAAGAAAUGUCCAUUCUUACUGAUGAAGAUGAACACAGCAUUGAGAUGCAUCUUCCUUAUAUAGCCAAAAUAAUGGAAAACCGUCAGGUUACCAUAGUGCCUGUUCUUGUGGGAUCUCUUACAACAGAGAAAGAAGCUCUCUAUGGAACUAUUUUCAGCAAAUAUUUAGCAGACCCCAACAAUUUGUUUGUAAUAUCUUCUGACUUCUGUCACUGGGGAGCUCGUUUCCAUUACCAGUACUAUGACAAGUCUUGGGGAGACAUCUAUAAAUCAAUUCAGAAGUUAGAUGAAAUGGGCAUGAAUAUUAUUGAGUCUUUAUCACCAACUGGAUUUACCUCAUACCUGAGAAAGUUUGGAAACACAAUUUGUGGACGUCAUCCUAUUGGUGUACUCUUAAAUGCAGUUCACAUCCUUCAACAGACUACUAGUAAUGGCCACAAGAUUUCCCUAAAGUUUCUUCGUUAUGCCCAAUCGAGCCAGUGUCUUAACAUGCACGACUCUUCAGUAAGCUAUGCUGCUGCUUCUCUACAGAUUGAAUGAUAAUGUUUAUCAUAGGAAGAUCAAGUGGUGCUUUGAAAUGAACGUUGUCAAUAUUGUUUCUUACUGUUGCUGAUGUAGGUCUCAAGGAUAUGACUAUGCAAGUUUUGUGUAUUGUUUCUUUGUAAUGUACAUCUCAGCUUCCAUACAAGACUUGUAUCCCAAAAUGUACUUUACAUUCUUUAAAUUAUGUUAUGGUUUUUGGAUUUGGAGGUUAGACUUGUUUCUUGUAAAGUAUAAUGUUUUAUUAAUAGUAGUAACAUGUAAAACUCCAAGAUACUCAAGAAUUGCAGGAAACACAUGUCAAACCAAAAACUAGAAAUAUUAAUAAAUCAUCAGAUAUUAUGAUGUAAGGAGUUUAAUGUUUCAGAUGGAAAAUAUAACAGAAUUUUAUGAGUGCUUAUGGUAUUCAUCUAGUUCAAAUUACCUUUGAUGUAAAAGUAUUUUUAAAAUGUACCUAAUUGCUAUUUAGGAAAUCUUUGUUCUUGGACUAAUUUCUUUUCUGUGAUAACUCAUAUCUUGUUGUUUAAGAUUUACUAAGAAAACAGUGAAUUCAAAGUUGUGUACAAGUUAAUGAAAAAGUAUUGUUAUUCUGUAGCUGUGAUUGAUACUAAAAACCUACAGCAUCAUAAAACAGAACUAUUUGUAAUGAACUCAGUAGUUGCAAAAAAUAUGCUAAGAAUCAAAGUGUUUAAUUAGUAAAUAUUCAGAUAAGUAACAUGCUGGGUUGAUAUAUAAUGAAAACAUGCUUCCAAACCUUAAAAAAGUUUAAGAUGUAGCUUUCCACAUGACUUUAGUGGUACAAGAUUGGCUUUGUUAGGUGUACUUUUAGUGUUAGUUGAUCAGUGUUGUAAAUUUUAAUAAUAAUAAUAAAGAUAUAAAACAAUGAGUAUUAUGUGUAUAACAUAUUGUAAUCUCUUUCUUUUUUUUACCACCUAUUUGUAUAUAAUCUUAUUAAAAACAUGUAUGAUUUCAGAGUGAUGUUUCUUACAAUAAAUAUAUGUGCAGAAAUCUUAGGAAACAAUGUUAUUAAAAUAUAGAAAAUGUAUUGACCGAAGUUUUGCCAUUAAACCUCAUUUUCGUAUUGGGUUUGAAGCAUUUCACUAAUGGAUUUUUUGUUUCACUUUUACGUAAUGCUUAUUUUUCCAACUCCAGUGAACUGAUAUAAGAUUUCAGGUAAUUGCAGUUUAAUUUGGAAGGAAGAGUGUGAAGGUAUUUCCCGAUGAUUAUUAUUGAUGUAAUUUACUAUUGAUAGUGACAAUGUUGGUGUUUUUUCAUAAUUUGUGCUGAAAAUAGAUUUUCUCUGAUAUAUGGAAAUUCAACCAAUUAUCUUGUUUACUACAGUAUGUAAGCUAGUGAAUAAACAGAUGUAAUAAUA